Messenger RNA from Osmerus eperlanus (European smelt), 4124 nucleotides. It is a transcript of the gene ogdhb, whose product is annotated as oxoglutarate dehydrogenase b. The transcript has 25 exons. The record is from RefSeq and is a predicted model, not a curated record. Gene Ontology annotation, molecular function: thiamine pyrophosphate binding; oxoglutarate dehydrogenase (succinyl-transferring) activity. NCBI's taxonomy places the organism in Eukaryota, Metazoa, Chordata, Actinopteri, Osmeriformes, Osmeridae. Gene Ontology annotation, cellular component: oxoglutarate dehydrogenase complex; mitochondrion. The coding region runs from base 332 to 3544 and encodes 1070 amino acids. Gene Ontology annotation, biological process: tricarboxylic acid cycle.
ACUUGGCCAGGAUAAGGACAAAGUUUCAUUUGAACUUCCAACCAGUCAGAGAGCACAGAACGUGCAUCCAAAAUUCUCAAGUUUGUAUUGAGAAGACGACCUAAGGAGGACAACUACUACUACAUUAUCAAUAGCUCACUGAUAAAGGGUGUCAGGACCUGAAAACCAGCCCAGAGAAAGAAAGAGACUAUAAGAGAACCAGGACAGGACGUGGAUAGCACACUUCUCGUUGCUGUUUGCACAGACCAAGGGAGCAUCCGUAUUUUCUCACGUCAGAAUUUGUCAUCAUCUUUCUGGUUACCGUGACAGGUGCCUAUUCUGAUUGGCUAUUAUGCACCGCUUAAGGACUACGGUUGCAAGGCUACGGCCAAUCCCUGCCUCCCGGAGUGUCCAGAGCCUAUCACACAUCAGGCCUGUGGCAGUGGGAGGUGCUUUGGGGACUUUUCAGCCAAUGAGGCACCUGAAUGCGCCGGUGGCUGCCGAGCCGUUUCUAAACGGGACAAGUUCUAACUAUGUCGAGGAGAUGUACUUUUCUUGGUUAGAGAACCCCAGGAGUGUACACAAGUCCUGGGAUAUCUUUUUCCGCAACGCCAAUGCUGGGGCUCCGCCGGGCGCAGCCUAUCAGAGCCCCCCUCCUCUGGGGGGUCUUGCUCAGGGAUUGGCUCAUGCCAAAGCCCUUGUUGGGGCACAACCUAACGUGGAGAAACUUGUGGAGGACCACUUGGCUGUGCAGUCGCUCAUACGAGCAUACCAGGUACGGGGGCACCAUAUAGCCAAGUUGGACCCCCUGGACAUCAGCUGUGUAGACUUUGAUGAUGCCCCCGUUACAGUGGGCUUCCAAAAUAUCCGGGGUCACCAUGUGGCUCAGCUGGACCCUCUGGGCAUCAUGGCUUCCGACCUGGAGCCCACCCCCUCUGACAUCAUCACCUCCAACGAUAAGCUGGACAUUUCUGUAUACAAAGACCGUCUUUAUGAUCUCACUGCUGAAGGCUUCUACGGCCUGGACGAGUCCGACCUGGACCAGGUGUUUCGGCUCCCCACCACCACGUUCAUCGGGGGCAGCGAGAGUGCUCUGCCUCUCCGAGAGAUCAUUCGGCGCCUUGAGAUGGCAUACUGCCAGCACAUCGGGGUGGAGUUCAUGUUCAUUAAUGACUUGGACCAGUGCCAGUGGAUCAGACAGAAGUUCGAGAGGCCCGGAGUCAUGCAUUUCACCCUUGAGGAAAAGAGGACCCUGCUGGCUCGGAUGGUUCGCUCCACCAGGUUCGAGGAGUUCCUCCAGAGGAAGUGGUCAUCAGAGAAGCGCUUUGGCCUGGAGGGCUGCGAGUCGCUCAUUCCCGCACUGAAGACCAUCAUCGACAAGUCGAGCGCAAGCGGGGUGGAGAGCGUCAUCAUGGGCAUGCCCCACAGGGGGAGGUUGAACGUGUUGGCUAACGUGAUCCGCAAGGAGCUGGAGCAGAUAUUUUGUCAGUUCGACUCCAAGCUGGAGGCAGCCGACGAGGGCUCCGGAGAUGUCAAGUACCAUCUGGGGACGUUCCACCACCGGCUCAACAGGGUCACGGACAGGAACAUCACGCUGUCGCUCAUGGCUAACCCCUCCCACCUGGAGGCGGUGGACCCAGUCGUGCAGGGCAAGACCAAGGCAGAGCAGUUCUACUGUGGAGACACAGAGGGGAAAAGGGUGAUGGCUCUCCUUCUCCAUGGCGAUGCAGCAUUUGCCGGUCAGGGUAUCGUCUAUGAAACGUUCCACCUGUCCGACCUGCCCUCCUACACCACGCAUGGCACGAUACAUGUUGUGGUUAAUAACCAGAUCGGGUUCACGACAGACCCCCGCAUGGCACGCUCGUCUCCAUACCCGACAGACGUGGCCCGGGUGGUCAACGCCCCCAUCUUCCACGUGAACGCCGACGACCCCGAGGCCGUCAUGUACGUGUGCAACGUGGCGGCCGAGUGGAGGAACACUUUUCACAAAGACGUGGUCGUCGACCUGGUGUGUUACAGGCGCAACGGCCACAACGAGAUGGACGAGCCCAUGUUCACCCAGCCGCUCAUGUACAAGCAGAUCAAGAAGCAGAAGGGCGUCCUGCAGAAGUACGCCGAGAAGCUCAUCGCCGAGGGUGCGGUCACCAGGCAGGAGUACGAGGAGGAGAUUGCGAAGUACAACAAGAUCUGCGAGGAGGCGUACGCUCGCUCCAAAGACGAAAAGAUUCUCCACAUCAAGCACUGGCUGGACUCUCCCUGGCCAGGUUUCUUCACGUCGGACGGUCAGCCUAAGAGCAUGAACAGCCCGUCCACAGGGCUCACUAAAGAGGAGCUCAACCACAUCGGAAACAUCGCUUCCUCCGUCCCCAUGGAAGACUUCACUAUACACGGAGGACUGAGUCGUAUCCUCAAGGGCCGUGCGACGAUGGUCAGCCAACGUGUGUGUGACUGGGCGCUGGGGGAGUACAUGGCCUUCGGAUCACUGCUUAAAGAAGGGACACACGUCCGACUCAGUGGCCAAGACGUGGAGAGAGGCACUUUCAGCCACAGGCACCACGUUCUCCACGAUCAGAACGUCGACAAGAGGAUCUGCAUCCCGAUGAACCACAUCUCUGACAACCAGGCCCCCUACACGGUCUGCAACAGCUCUCUGUCAGAAUACGGAGUACUGGGUUUCGAGCUGGGCUUUGCGAUGGCCAGUCCCAAUGCAUUGGUUCUGUGGGAAGCUCAGUUUGGGGACUUCCACAACACGGCCCAGUGCAUCAUAGACCAGUUCAUAAGCCCGGGCCAAGCCAAGUGGGUCAGGCAGAAUGGUAUUGUCCUACUGCUCCCCCACGGGAUGGAGGGAAUGGGACCAGAACACUCCUCAGCCCGUCCAGAGAGGUUCCUGCAGAUGUGCAAUGAUGACCCAGAUGUCUUCCCUAAACUGUCUGGGGAGGACUUUGCCGUGCGUCAGUUGUAUGACUGUAACUGGAUUGUGGUUAACUGCUCCAAUCCGGCCAACUACUUCCAUGUGCUACGCAGACAGAUCCUGCAGCCCUUCAGGAAACCUCUGAUUAUCUUCACCCCCAAGUCACUGCUCCGCCACCCGGAGGCCAAGUCCAGCUUUGACGAGAUGCUGCCAGGUACACACUUUCAGCGAAUUAUCCCAGAGACUGGCGUGGCAUCUGCCAGCCCCGAGGGGGUGAAGAGGGUGGUUUUCUGUACCGGCAAGGUGUACUAUGAACUGACCCGCGAGCGCAAGAACAGGGGCAUGGAGGCCACAGUCGCCAUCACUCGCGUUGAGCAGCUGUCACCAUUCCCAUUUGACCUUGUCAAAGCCGAAACAGACCGCUAUCCCAACGCCGACCUGGUCUGGUGCCAAGAGGAGCACAAGAACCAGGGUUACUACGAUUAUGUCAAGCCCCGCAUCCGAACCACCAUCAACCACGCCCGUCCCGUUUGGUACGCUGGCCGCGACCCUGCGGCUGCUCCAGCCACUGGAAACAAACAGGCCCACCUCCUGGAACUGCAGCGCUUCCUGGACACAGCGUUCAACCUGGAAGCAUUCGCUGGACAGCAGUGACAGCCAGUAUAACCACUAGCACACCGUCGUCGUCCCCCAUGACCCCCCCCCCCCCCCCUCGCAACCAGGAGACCUCACAGGACUGCCCCCCCAACCCCUGCUAUCAACAGCUCGUCGUCCUGAUAUCCUACAAUGCGCACACUCUGGCUGGUUGUCAGUACUCUGGAACUUUGGUUUUGUUCUACCACGGAGGGCACAUGUCCACAGGAAGGUGGGACAAAAUAGCCAUCGGUAUGAAGUGGAACAUAGUCUAUCCGCCCAUCCUCCUCUUCUCCUGCUCUCAACCUUCAUCAACAUCCGUCCGUUCUGCCACCCUCCUUUCUUUUGUUUGCUCCAUCACCCACUCACUUACCUUGCACCCCCCCCCUUCCCCACCCGUGCCAAACAUAAACAAACCGUCAGGAAGUUACUUGAAAUAUAUCCUAAGGGUUAUUGAUAACUCAUCCGCUUCAGUGGUAACUUAUAGAAAGCGGAUAUGAAAUGAUGGUAUGCUGCAGGAUGAGGUGAAACAUUUAUUUAUUUUUGUAUCAUUGUAUGUCGUUUUACUCUUUGCUCAUGAAUAAAGACGAGAGUUCCUGUG